Molecule: messenger RNA, 9063 nt
Organism: Hyla sarda
Lineage: Eukaryota; Metazoa; Chordata; Amphibia; Anura; Hylidae
Gene: KCNMB2
Product: potassium calcium-activated channel subfamily M regulatory beta subunit 2
Exons: 5
Coding region: 903-1610 (235 amino acids)
Biological process (GO): potassium ion transport; detection of calcium ion
Cellular component (GO): membrane; voltage-gated potassium channel complex
Molecular function (GO): potassium channel regulator activity; calcium-activated potassium channel activity
Source: RefSeq, a predicted model, not a curated record
CAAAGACGCUCACAUUUUUUACACCGAAUAAGACUGUUUCAGGCAUCCAUAGAGCAUGGCUUUCUGCUGACAAAUACGACUCCAACCUUAUUUGUGUCUGGAAGGCUUGUUUGUUUCUUUUGUGGGAAAGGGACAGAAGGAAGAAACCUUGUUUCUCUGUGAGGAAAAGAAGAAAGAGAUUGUAGCAAUGAGAGAUUUCCUUGGAUCGAACUUGGCUGUGCGAGAAUGAACGCAAUCCAAGGGCAUUAUAGUCUAGCUGGAGCAUAGGUGGAAAAUGAGAUUAUUGAUGUUUAUUAUAGAUAUGAACAAUAUGAUGCAGAGGCUAGGAAGGGUGUGAAAUGCCUGCUUUUCUCUUUGCUGCAGUGUAUGGGAUUUUUUAAGUCAAGGAUUUCCUGAACACAUCCGAUUUCCCUAUGGCUCUCUGGACUAGGUCUCCUCUGGGUAACAUGAGUCCUGCAUUUCUCAGGCAGUUAUUUGUUUGCUAGGACCUCUGGAGAAUACAUGUUUGUUUUUUUAUUUUUAUUUUUUAAUGUAAUUAUUUGCCUUUUAGAAUUUGGAACAUGCUCCUUUAACUAUGUCGUAUCUGUGAAGUGACAGCGGUGACAGUGCUGAGGACAUUAAUAUUGUAUGUCUGUCUGAUGGCGCUCACAUUUUUCUGACAGGAUACAAAAGUUACUUAUCCGACACAAAACUACAGUAAGUCUUCUUCGGAUGAGGGGAAUUAUUCUUUCCAUGGAGCAGAUUUACCAGGCAGCCUACAAAAGAGAUUCAGAUAUCAGUAACAAUAGAAGCAAAGAAGCUUUCAAACAUGCGGAGAUCAGGGCAUUGUAAAAUAAAGGUCACUACAUCCGUCCGCCAAGUCCACCACUGUCGGGAAAGGCAAAGUUGGACAACACUCUAAGAUGUUUAUUUGGACCAGUGGCCGGUCCUCCUCAUCAUACAGACCAGAUGAAAGAAGAAAUUUCUACCAAAAAAUCAAGGACCAUGACCUUCUGGACAAAAGGAAAACUGUGACAGCACUAAAAGCAGGAGAAGACCGAGCAAUACUCCUGGGGCUGACAAUGAUGGUCUGUUCCAUUAUGAUGUAUUUUCUCCUAGGGAUAACGCUUCUUCGAUCAUACAUGCUGAGUGUAUGGACAGAAGAGACCCAGUGCACAUUACUGAAUGCCUCUAUAACAGAAACCUUCAACUGCUCUUUUAGUUGUGGUCCAGACUGCUGGAAAAUUUCUCAGUAUCCCUGCCUGCAGGUCUAUGUAAACCUGACAUCUUCAGGACAAAAAGUUCUCCUGUACCAUAAUGAAGAGACAAUGAAAGUCAAUUCUGAGUGUUCAUACAUACCUAGGUGUGGAAAAAACUUUGAAGACUCUUUGUCACUUGUGAAUAUCAUAAUGGAAAAUUUCCGAAAGCAUCAACGUUUUUCGUGUUUCUAUGACCCAGAAGGAAAUCAAAAGAAUGUCAUUUUGACCAAACUCUACAGUUCCAAUGUAUUAUUUCAUUCAUUAUUUUGGCCGACAUGUAUGAUGAUAGGUGGAAUCGCUAUCAUCGCCAUGGUGAAGCUCACUCAAUACCUCUCACUUCUAUGCGAGAGAAUCCAAAGGAUCAACAGAUAAAACCAAGUUGGGAUUUUAUUUUUCAACAAAAUACCGUUUUUUUUUUUUCAUUCUUCACCAAAGAACCUUAAGUUUGUAAUGUGCCAGUCCGUUUAUAAGUUCCUUAAUAUAUUCUUAUAAGUAGAGCAAUAAUGCAAAAUCUGUUCUAUAUGCAAACAAUGUUAUAGAGGAAAGUGAAACUGUAGUCAUUCAAGUUUUAUUUCCCAUCAGGGCACAUUUAAGGGGAUAUUAUCAGAAGAUAAAGAUUAUUAUCCUAUGAAUUGAUAUAAGUUCAGUUUUGUUGUUUCAUAAGAUAUAGCAGAACAUUGGUCUUUGAUGACUCAACACUUUUACAUUAGAGAAUUUCAAAUCAAACAAUCCCCUAUAUAUCUACUUUGAGAACUACAGGGGUAUCUCCAUAUGAGUAUCACACUUGUCAAACACAUCUGAAAAUAGUUAUAGGAGAAAAAAUAUAUAAUUAAUUUGAAUUUAUAGCAGAACAUGUGUUACUAUAAAAUUGAGCAAGAAGUUUGUGGGCUGGAGUAAAAAAUCGAUGGGUUUAAAGGGAAAUCCAUUCUUAGAGAACUUUUUUGUUGCUCUCAGAUAUACAAACAGGAUUUGACAACAUACACAUAAAUGAAAUAAUAUCUACCUUAUAGAAUUACGCUUCCCAUACUGUCAGACAAUAAAUAUUCCCCCUAGUACAUCUAUGAAACGUUCAGUUUAUACAAUAUAGUUUCCUUUUAAUUCAGUGUUUCAUAUUUAUCUUUUUAACAAUUUUAUUCAGCGAUUACUUUUGCUUUGUCUGUUAGAAAAAUGGACAUUGGGUUUAAUUGAUUAAAACUGUCUAAUGCAAAGACUGACUUUCCUGGCCAUAAUGAGUGUUAUAUGUUGGUUUCUUGGUCCAACAGCAGAGGUCAGCCUAUUCAGAAAGUGUGCAAUUUAAAGUAUUUCAUAUAGGCUAGACCCAUUAUAAAAAAGAUUCAUCCUGGAUAAUCCUGUUAUUCAUAUGGUCAUCUCAUAAGAAGACCCUAGUAGCAAGUGAUUGACAUUGAUUUUAAAGUCAGUACCAAAUGGCAUUGUCUACUGCUAGAACUUUGGCCCACUUGCAGAUUCUCUGGUAAUCUGGUGGGCCACAAAGUACCCUGCCGAUGCCAACCAAUCGCAGUGCAAUGUCCAUUUUUAUGGUUUUGAUGAAUGAGGUCCCAUAGUGUAUUCAGGGAUCAGUAUUAGACAUCAUGUAUUCUCAUAAUUUGACAGUUUAGUUGAUAAUUUCCCCUUACGUUCAUGCCUUAAAGGCUGAUGCUGUUGUUACUGUAAAGCAACUUUUUGUAUUUCUUAUUGUUGCAGGAAAACAAAAGUUUUUCAUUUACUUUUCUUAUACUCUUUACUUUUGGUAACAUACAGGGCUUCCAAAGACUCUGCUGGAAGGGUCACAGACACAUAUCUCAAAAAUAAAAAAAAAUAAAAAAAAUUAAAAAAAUUCAGUAGCAUUUUGCUUUUUGCAUAAUAUCUUUAGACAUUUAAAUAGACAUAAAAACUAAUCUUUCAAUCUUACAAACUAUAUUUAAUCUACAUGAAAUGUUCCCUCACCUGUAUAUCAGCAGUAUAGAAGUUUAUAUUUAAACACUGGCCACAACUGAUGACAAAAUCGAUCAGCUGUGGCAUGGUCCAGCACCCAGUUAUUUCUGCAGGUCAGAUACUGCAAAAUGCAUUCCCUCAUUUGGCGUGUUCAGCGAUAUGGUGUCCUUAUCGAGACGCUGGAUUAAUCUGAACUGUCCCAUUCAAAUCAAUAGAAUCAGUUCAUUGAUUAAUUUCCCUCUGGCCCUUUUCUAUAGCGCCAAAGGGAAACUGAGCCAGAUUGCCGGACAUAUGUGACGGCACCCACAGUCUCCAAAGGUAAGUUACAAACUUGGAACAAGUACAGUAUGCACAACAGACAUGGCAUAAACAAUUAUCAAUUUUGGGUAGGUCCUGGACCUUAUUGGGCUUGGCAGACAUAUGACAAUAGAGCAAAUAAAACUGUUUUAUACUUGUCAAGUGUUUAGUAGACAAGAUUGCCCUCUGUGUUGCCCACAUACACUGAUUUAUACGUUAUAUUACAGGUCAGUAAUGUUUCCUCAGAAGCCAGAAAGAAAGAAAAGACGUGGAAAGUGCAAGGAUUAAAAUGAGUCUGACAUAUACCUAGCCAUAUUUUUCUGCUAACAGGUUCCAUUUGAAAAUGCUAUAAUAAUCAAUCAAGAGUAGGACUCCUGGAAAUGCUCUCAUGUAACAGUCAUAUUAUGCCCCCUAUUACCAGGUUUACUUUAAAGCUAAUUAAAAAAAAAAAAUUGGUGCUAUCUUUGGCACUGAAAAUGCUAGACUUCAAGCCAUGCCUCCUUUCCUCUAAACCACAUUCCCUUGCCAAGUGAUGCCCAAAAAAUGUCUAAAGCACACAUAAUAAAGGUUACUCCAGUUUUUUGCACAUUGGCAACUGCUGUAGAAUGCAACAUCACAGACGGUUGGACGUAUACUGGACAAAUAAGCAGGUAGGAAGCAAUAUCAGACAAAAUAUACUAGAAAUAAAAUUGGUAAAAUGCUACAUCUAAAUCAUGGUAUGGCGGCACUGAUUUGGUGCCAUUAUAUAUAACACUAUAGAUAUAUUUUCCUCAAUUUCAAAGGAAAUGAAUACCAAUAUUUUUUAUAACUGAACAAAUGGUUAAAGAAGGGCAACUCUUUAUGCUUUUAGAUGAAAUUGAUUUAUAACAGCAAUAGUUAAAAUAGCUUUCUGGGAUCCCUUCAGUACUGCUUUUGUGUGAAACCUAAAGGCCCAUGAUACAUAUUAGUGAAACGUCGCCUGACCCUCUAAUGUGUGUUUCGAGGCUUCCCAACUCUUACCCAACAGAUGAUGUCAGAGGUGAGAAGGAUCAGACCUUUUGGGUUCUAACUCCAUUCAGAGCACAUAAAGGCUUGGCCAGGCUGAAUGUUCAUGUGUUUGGGUAGAUUGGGAGACAUUGCUUUUGAUCAAACAAACAGACGUAGAGCAAAAGGAAGUAGUUGUCUAAGACAAUUAAUCCGAUUACACUUCUCAUUUAUUGAAGGCCCUUUCUAAAUGAAAAACAGCUGCCUUACUGGUUGCCACAGACAAUAUCAAUUCCACUAUUCCGUUGCAUCGGUCCUAAUUUAUCUCUCCUAAAUUGUUUUCACGGGUUUUUCCAUUUUCCGAUUAACUCAUGGCAUUGAAGGGAUUCCAGUGAUUUGUGAAAUGCAGAGAUAUAUGAAGCGCUGACAGAAAUUAGAUUUGCCCAUUAUUUCAUCCAUGUAGCACAUUCUUUAUUUCUCAUUCAUGCACAGCAGCAGCCAGAUACUAUUAUAUAUAAAGUUCCAGAAUGAUGGUAGUUAUAACCACUAUUUCUUCAGUUUUGUUAUUUAUAUAAUAAUAAUUUUUAUUAUUGCUACUACAUCUGCACUGUUUAUAAGGAACUAAGGUUCAAGGAAUAAACAUCUGUAUCCAGCGAUGCCUAUUCCUUUGAAAGACUGCACAUUGCAAUGCUUUAUAAUAUGUAUGUAUAAUACUGCCUUCAUUUAAUCCCAUAUAAUCUUAUGGGAUUUUAGGUCCUCACAGGCCUUUACAAUGUGCCAUAAUACUAUAUUGAUCCUAUGGCUCAUUUAAGACUGUAAUGAUCUUUUUUCUUUUAUUUUUGCGCAGCUGUUUACAAAUAAAAGCAAAGCCAGAUGUACUCAAGGAGAAAAUGUGACUUUUCUCCCACACAGUGCCAGAGACAAUACAGCAUAAAGCUACAAUUAACCAUUCAUUUUGACAAAUAUUUAUUAUUAAGGUCCCACGUGCUUUGGUAAAUCACAUCUUCAAAGGUCUGCCCACUUCCAUGGUGCCUAAACAAUUCAGGUCCAACAAUAUUAAUUGUAAUGCAUUUUUAUUGUAUAUAUACAUAUAUAUAUAUAUAUAUAUAUAUAUAUAUAUAUAUAUAUAUAUAUGUGUGUGUGUAUAUAUAUAUAUAUAUAUAUAUAUAUGUGUGUGUGUGUGUUUGUUUCUUUGCCGAAAAUUGUUAAGGGCAUGGUAUUUAAUUAAGAUAAGCUUAGCAAAUAGAAUAUAAUUAUUUAAAAUUGGAAAUGGCUUACAAAAUGAAAUGCUAAAUUUUUUAAGUUACUAAAACAUAUUCAACUAUUAUGUAAUUGAGCAACUUGUUUUACCCUUUAAUUUUUGUAUUAAGUAUAACUUGAAUAUUUGACUAUGUUGUUGAUAGUGUUUAAACAGAUCACAUGCAAAUUUGAAUUCAAGAGGAUCUCGAAUGUUAUUUAAAAUGAUUUGAUUUUUAUGUUGUUAAAGUUUUUAAAACAUUGUUUGGAGCCUCCAUCACAGAUCUUUUUUAGUAUCAGCAAAUGGAGUAAUAUCAGCAAACGGAGCCAGAUGGUUCACUGCACACCAGACACCAAUGGACCCCGACAGACUCACCUUAAUGGGAUUGGUAAGGUUACCAGCCAAUGUCUGUAAUUUCAUUGGAGUUUACCAGGACGAAGAAGUGUUGACCAAGUUUUUUGGUUCACAAGUUUUUUGUAAACCUAACCUUAAAGGGACACUCCGCCCCUAGACAUCUUAUCCCCUAUCCUAAGGAUCUCUUGGCAGGCAUCCCGGAGUUCUGAACAUUUAUGUCUAUGGGAGGGGGUAUGACGGUUGUUGACAGAAACACGGCCAACCAAAGCUGGCGAUCUGAAAAAAAAUGUUCAGAACAUAGAUGUUCUGAAGGUUAAAACAAAAGGAAAAUUCCAAAGGUGAUUCCACAAUCCAGUACUUUACAGAAAUCAUCUAUGAGACAUUUGUCAGUGUUUCACGGUCUAUCAAACCUCUUUUUCUGGUCCCUGAAUAAAUGAUCCGAUCAACCUUGAAACGCGUAGUAAGAUAGUAAACCUGUGAUUUUAUGAAUAAUAGUGUUGCAUUGGAAUACCUAAUAUUUUAGCAUUUUACUUAAGACACAGCCCAUGGACUAGAGUGGAACUGUUAAAAAAAUAUAGACCUUAAUAUCUACUCUCAUAUGACCUCUUUAAGCCCUUUUCACAUUUAGAAAAAGAAAAGACAAUACAAGCAUUUUUUAUUUAUUAGUCCUGCACUGCUUCUGUGAGAAAUAGAGGAUCAGAAUCCUACAUAAAAAAAAUAUUCCAUGACUCCAGUAAAGUAACUAUCUUCACAGAAAAUGAUAGUAAUAGGUCUUGACCAAGAGAUUGCACAAUUCUGGUUUAAAAAAAUAAGGGCUCGUGUACACUGUUCAGCUGCACAUAGUGGCUCACAUCAACUUAAACAGUCUAAUUCUUAGACAGUGUAAACAUGGACUAAACAGUCUAAGAGUAAAUCAAAGAUGUAUCCUGCUGUUUGAGAAAUCUGUGAAUUCUUAGGUUCACAAUAUCUAAAAGAUCCUGGUUUAUUUUAUUAUACUCAUGAAUUUUCAUCUCUAAUUGGCAAAAAAGGCAUACAAGUCUAUUGAGUCCCCGCUCCAGAGGAUGCUCUGCCCACCAGCUGUGAGAGAGCAAAUAACUGCUUAAAAAUACCAUCUAUACGUCAAAUAAUGCCCAGAACUAGUGUUGUUGUUCAUGUACACACACAGGGCAGCCUAUCCUGAAAAGUUACCUGAAAUGACAGGUACAUUUUAAGAGCUUAUUUUUUUAGUGACAAAAAUUAGCAUGUGUGAUAACAAAGAGGUCCAGCACACCUGUCCAUAUAGUUAGUCCAUGCACAAGCUGGCAGUGAGCUCCACCGGUGAAAUGAUGCAGAAAUCAGAAGAGGAUAUCCAUUUUUUAAUGGUUCAAAAAGCCGUUCUCCUCUAUUCCAUAAGCAAACCUUCAAUAUUGAAAAGAGUUACAAAAUUUUUGACGCUUUUCAACCUGGCAAGGUCUUAGUAAAAUAGAACAUGAAAUAAAACUUCAUCACUCCAUAAGGUAAAAAAAAAAAAAAAAAGAAGUCAGAGCAUCUUUAAUUCUUGGCAUUUUGUACAAAUCUAUAAAGAUAUUUUUAAACACUGCCAACAACAUAUUUUGCAUAUUUAUUCAUACCUUCACAGUGAGUCAUAGCGCACCAUAUAUAGACCCCAAAAUGUAAAGGCAUAGAAGACAAGUAAAAAGAAACUGUUUUAUUAUAAAUGAUCUUUUAUCAUUUCAUCUCAAUUAAACUAUAAUUAAUAUACAGGUUAUUUUUGUUUAUUACAGCUGUAGCCAAAAAUGUUUUAAGUUACGCUGUUUUUGUGUUUGGAAUGAUGGGACCAGAAUGAAGUGAGAAACAUUUCAGGUUUACAUAAAACCUAACUCUGAAAUGUAUAAAUUUGGCAAAUGUCAUGUACUGCUACCAUAUCACUGUAAACAAAAAACAACAAAAAAAGAAGAAAAACCUGUCAGCUAUUUUAUUAUUUUUUACUUGUGACUAUUUAAUAUUUUUUACUCAAUAAAAUGGAUAUAGUAUAUCUAGUGUAUUAUAAUAUUAAAUGUGUUUCUUUAAAAAAUAUAUGAAAAGCAUAAAUACGCGUCUUGGCUUCAUGAGAAGCUUGAAUAAAGGAAGUGCUCAGUUUGGAGGUUAUAUGAAUGUUUUCAAUUUCACUAGAUAUGUAUAGAAAAAAAACUCUUUAACAAUAUUGCCAGUCACUUAAUUUUGACAGAAUGUUCUGUAACAGUAAACCAAGUAUGUAAGUAUAACCUUGCACUUAAUUCCUGUGUACUCUUAAUUUAUAUAUAUAUAUAUAUAUAUAUAUAUAUAUAUAUAUAUAUAUAUAUAUUUAUUUUUUACUUUUUAGUGGCAUUUUCUAAACUCUACUCAGCACAUAGCUGUAGAUGAACCUGCGUGUUGUAUUUUCAAUCGAAUCAAGGUCAAUAUCGUUGUGACAAGUGAUUGAAAAUGUAUCUGCAUUGCUACAUUAAAUUGUUGCAGAAAACAUCAUCAUUACCACAAAAAAAUGUUCUAAAUCUGAACUUUUUCCAUGUGUGAUUAAUGGCCAGUGUGAAUUUGUAAUACGUCAGAUGAAAUGAUGUAAAAUUGAAUUUCAAAAUCAAAAUAAAAUAUGAUGUAUAAAUGUGGGGAUGCCCCAAGAGACUGAAAAAUUCUAGCCAGAAAUUCCUACAUCUUUGUUUUUAUACAUCCAUGAAUUUUCAUAGACAAUCUGGAGGGAUUUAUAGCUAUUUUAAGGUGUUGGAACAAUUCCUUUGAUCUAAAAGGGUUUAUUGCACUUUAAUGAAGUGUCUUGAAAAUUGUUUUGAUGUUGGACAUUGCCAAGUGGAAAUACAUUUUCUCAGCUAAAGUUGGAAGAAAAAUGUGGACUCUACAAAGCUGUACAAAGCUGGGACUGUAGCACAAUGGACAUCUUCCACAGUUUCCCUGUCAAGACAACAACUGCAAUGUAAUGAGGGCUUCAAAUGUGUAUUUCAAAUAACAAUCUUCAUCAAUAAACCCUCUAUACAUUUUGCAUUCAGGGAGUGCUGCGCAUGUUUAAGCAAAAAA